Aspergillus alliaceus is the source of this 396-nucleotide messenger RNA. RefSeq lists its product as uncharacterized. The coding region runs from base 1 to 396 and encodes 131 amino acids. NCBI's taxonomy places the organism in Eukaryota, Fungi, Ascomycota, Eurotiomycetes, Eurotiales, Aspergillaceae. The transcript has a single exon. The record is from RefSeq and is a predicted model, not a curated record.
AUGUCCUCAUCAGACCCUCACCGCGGCGGCACCCUCUCCGAAAUGGCCCCCCAGGGCACAUCCAUCCCUAACGAUGCCGGCAAACAAAACACCCUUCCCUCCGUCGCGCGCCCCGAACAACGAUCCGGGAACAGAGACUUCGAUAACCAGGGCCUCGGCGGCCCUUCUGCUGCCUUCGCGGCCGAUAAUGACACCGGACUGCCCCGGGGUCCGAAGGAUAUGGGACUUUCCGGAGAGGUGAUUACCGGCACGGGGGAUACUCUGCCGGCAGAGGUGGAAUCGAAGUGGAAUCAGACUGGGACGAACGAUCCUGGUGCGAAGGGGGAUACGCGGAAUUUGAAGCAUGCGCAGUUGAAUCGGAGUGGAUUUGAGAGGAAUGUUGAGGAUGAGGAGUGA